Otolemur garnettii (small-eared galago) is the source of this 1469-nucleotide messenger RNA. It is a transcript of the gene DSCC1, whose product is annotated as DNA replication and sister chromatid cohesion 1. The transcript has 9 exons. The record is from RefSeq and is a predicted model, not a curated record. Gene Ontology annotation, cellular component: chromatin; chromosome, centromeric region; Ctf18 RFC-like complex. Lineage: Eukaryota; Metazoa; Chordata; Mammalia; Primates; Galagidae. Bases 56 to 1237 code for a protein of 393 amino acids. Gene Ontology annotation, biological process: maintenance of mitotic sister chromatid cohesion; mitotic sister chromatid cohesion.
GCCAGCCGAACCCGCGGCACCCCCAGGCGCUGCGAACCCCCGAGCCGGCGCCGCGAUGAAGAGGACCCGCGAGGAGGUGGACGCGACGCUGCAGAUCGCCAAGCUGAACGCGGCCGAGCUGCUGCCCACCGUGCACUGCCUGCGCUUCGGCCCCGGGGCCAGCGGCGCGGCGGCCGGCGACUUCUGCCUGCUGGAGCUGGAGCCCGCGCUGUGCCAGCAGCUGGAAGAGGGACACAGUCUUGUGAUUCGUGGUGAUAAGGACGAGCAAGCUGUACUGUGCAGUAAAGACAAAACCUAUGACUUGAAAAUAGCGGACACCUCCAACAUGUUGCUUUUCAUUCCUGACUGUAAGACUCCAGACCAGCUAAAGAAGGAAGAAGCACCCUGUGACAUUACUUACACCGAGAUCUUUGGUUUUUCCAAUAAUUAUUGGGAAUUAAGAAGAUGUAGACCUAAAUUAAAGAAGCUAAAGAAACUUUUGAUGGAACAUACCUAUGAAGGACCUGAUAGUCAAAAAGAAAAGGAUUCUACUUGCUCAAAAUAUACAACUGAAGAUUUGCUUAAUCAAAUUCAGGCAAGUGAGGAGGAAAUAAUGACCCAAUUGCAAGUUCUGAACGCCUGUGAGAUUGGAGGUUAUUGGAGGAUUCUUGAAUUUGAUUAUGAGAUGAAACUUCUGAAUCACGUAACUCAGCUUGUGGAUUCUGAAUCAUGGUCUUUUAGUAAAGUUCCUUUGAAUAUAUGCCUUCAGGAACUUGGACCAUUGGAGCCAGAGGAAAUGAUAGAACACUGCCUUAAAUGUUAUGGGACGAAGUAUGUAGAGGAAGGUGAAGUUUAUUUUGAACUGAAUGCUGAUAAAAUAUGCAGAGCAACGGCGCAGAUGCUGCUCCAGAAUGCCGUGAAAUUCAAUCUCGCUGAGUUUCAAGAAGUUUGGCAGCAGAGUGUUCCUGAAGGAAUGAUAACCAGGCUUGAUCAGCUUAAGGGUGUAGCACUGGUGGAUAGACGCUCCAGACCAGAAGUCAUUUUUUUGCUCAAAGUAGAUGAUUUACCUGAAGAUAAUCAGGGACGUUUUAAUAGUUUAUUCUCUCUAAGGGAGAAGUGGACAGAAGAAGAUAUUGCACCAUAUAUUCAAGACUUAUGUGGAGAGAAGCAAACCAUAGGUGCAUUACUCACUAAGUAUUCUCGUUCUUCAAUGCAAAAUGGUGUUAAAGUGUAUAAUUCAAGAAGACCCAUUUCCUAAAAGAACCACAGACUUUUCUUUGGCACUUUGGGCUUUAUGAAGUUCCUGUAUAUAAGAAAAGAUUCUCUUAUGUAUUUUUAUUCCUGACUUUCUAAAAAAAGUUCUCUACUGCAUUUUUCUCUUCAUCUUAAGGCAUUUUGAAACUACUAUUCUUAUUUCUUAAAUGUAAUACUUCUGUAUCUUUCACAUCACAUUUGUACUAUGUAAACAGUGUAAACAAAGACAAAAGAAA